Molecule: messenger RNA, 1117 nt
Organism: Ilex paraguariensis (yerba mate)
Lineage: Eukaryota; Viridiplantae; Streptophyta; Magnoliopsida; Aquifoliales; Aquifoliaceae
Source: the annotation of a GenBank genome assembly
CAGGAAAGGAACAAUGGCAGCAAUAUGCUCCCUCUUCAUCAUCUUGGUUCUGUGUACAGUUACCAUCCCCCCAGCAAGCAGCCUCAGUGAAUGCCACCGGGCUGAAAAGCCUCCAUUUUUCUUCAUAUUUGGUGACUCUUUCUUAGAUUCCGGCAACAACAAUUACAUCAACACCACCACACUUGAUCAAUCAAAUUUUUGGCCGUACGGAGAAACCUACUUUAGGUUUCCUACUGGAAGAUUUUCAGACGGCCGUUUGGUCUCAGAUUUCAUCGCGGAGUAUGCAAAACUGCCGUUGAUUCCUCCGUUCCUGCAGCCGGGGCUUCAUCGGUAUAACAAUGGAGUGAACUUUGCGUCCGCCGGAGCGGGGGCUUUGGUUGAGACUUUUCAAGGAGCGGUAAUCAAUCUUCAGACACAACUGAGGUACUACAAGAAAUUAGUGGCUCGGUUGAGUAAAGGGUUAGGUAAUGCUCAAGCCAAGAUGACCAUAUCAGGAGCUGUCUACUUGUUUAGCAUUGGAACAAACGAUUACGUUAGCCCUUUCGUGACCAAUUCAACAAUACUAAAAUCCUUUUCUAACUCGGAAUACAUAGGAAUGGUUAUUGGCAACGUCACAUCUGCAAUCAAAGAGAUAUAUAGGAGUGGAGGCAGAAAAUUUGGGUUCCUCAACUUGGGUUCAUUGGGUUGUUCUCCAGGACUGAGAAUACUGAAACCACAGAACAAAGGUGGCUGCCUAGAGGAAGCUUCGGUGCUUGCAGAACUACAUAAUAAAGCUUUAUCUAAACUGCUCUUGAAAAUGGAAAUGCAGUUACAUGGUUUCAAGUACUCACUCUACGACUUCAACAAUAAUCUUAGACAAAGGAUGAAUCACCCCUCAAAAUUUGGUUUCAAAGAAGGAAAAAUAGCAUGCUGUGGGACAGGAGACUUUAGAGGGAUAUUCAGCUGUGGAGGCAAAAGGCCAGUGACGGAGUUUCAACUCUGUGAUAAUCCAAAAGAGCAUGUCUUUUGGGACUCUUAUCAUCUCACUGAAAGAGUUUACAAACAAAUGGCAGAUCAAAUGUGGGCAGAGAACAGCAAAGGACCUUACAAUCUCAAGACUCUAUUCCAGUGCCACUAA